AUGGCGUCGGGGUCCAGGGCUGGCGGGCCUGAGGACUCGGUCCGCAUCAUCAGCCCCGGCAGGCGAGGCGAGAAGGCUGCCUGCGCGUCGCCCGGGGCCAUGGCCACCCUGAAGGACGCCGCCGCGUCCCCGGUGCGGUCGGUGGUGGCCUCGCCGCGCCCGGUGAAGGGCAAGGCCAGCCGGGAGGCGGCCCGGAGGCGGCUGCAGCUCCCGCCCGCGUCGCAGGCGGAGGCCGCGGGCCGGGCGGCCGAGGAGGAGGAGGAGGAGGAAGAGGAGGAGGAGGAGGAGCCCCUCCUGUCGGCGCCCGAGAAGGACGCGGAGGAGGCGCAGCCGCUGCCCGCCGUCUUUGCGUCCCCCAUGAGGGGCAUGUGGCGGGACGAGAAGGUGGCGCUGUACUGCGACCAGGUGCUGCUGGGCUGUAAGGCAGAAGAUGCUGAUGAGGCUAUGAGUAAAUACUUAUCAGAAAAGUUAAAAAUAAAAGACAAGUGGCUUGGAGUCUGGAAGACUAAUCCUGAGUUAUUCUUUGUGAAAUAUGAAGAAACGUCUAUCCCUUAUGUUGGUAUACUGGUGGAGGUAACUUGUAAACCACAACCAAAUUCAUCAUCUUGUUUCAAAGUUACUGUUUCGGUGGCUGAGCCCUUUUCUUCCAACAUUGCAAAUAUUCCACGGGAUUUGGUUGAUGAGAUUUUGGAGGAACUGGAGCAUAGUGUCCCUCUCUUGGAAGUGUAUCCUGUUGAAGGACAAGAUGCUAAUAUACAUGAUGUUGCUCUGGCUUUGGAAGUUGUAAGGUUUUUUUAUGAUUUUCUUUGGAGAGACUGGGAUGAUGAAGAAAGUUGUGAGAAUUACACUGCUCUUAUUGAAGAAAGAAUUAAUUUGUGGUGUGACAUACAGGACGGAACCAUACCUGGCCCUAUUGCCCAGCGUUUUAAAAAAACUUUGGAGAAAUACAAAAACAAACGUGUUGAGCUCAUCGAGUAUCAGAGCAAUAUUAAAGAAGAUCCAUCUGCGGCAGAGGCUGUUGAAUGUUGGAAAAAAUACUAUGAGAUAGUAAUGCUCUKUGGAUUAUUGAAAAUGUGGGAAGAUUUACGCCUUCGAGUUCAUGGACCUUUCUUUCCAAGAAUUCUKAGACGUAGGAAAGGAAAAAGAGACUUUGGAAAGACUAUAACACAUAUUGUAGCCAAAGUGAUGACUACUGAAAUGGUAAGAAAUAUACUUUAUAUGAUUUUAGCUCUUCAGGGUCCCUUUAAUUUAAAGAUGAGCUUUUCCAUGUCUUCAAAACAGGCUUUUGGAAUUUUGAUAGAAAUUAUGUUGAGCUUUGGAAAGCGAGAAGAAAUUAUGAUUACUUCUGAACCUUCUCAUGACAGUUUUGUGGUGUCCAAAGCUGACAAUGUGAAACUAAUGCAUCUGUCUUUGAUACAACAAGGGACGGUUGAUGGUAUUGUGGUGGUGGAGUCUGGUCACAUGACUCUAGAAAACUGUGUAUUAAAAUGUGAAGGAACAGGAGUGUGCGUUCUGACGGGGGCCGCUCUGACAAUCACAGACAGUGAAAUAACUGGUGCCCAGGGUGCUGGUGUUGAACUGUAUCCUGGGAGCAUAGCCAUUCUGGAAAGGAAUGAAAUUCAUCACUGUAAUAACCUCAGAACUAGUGACAGUUCAAAAAGCACAUUAGGUGGAGUUAAUAUGAAGGUUCUGCCAGCGCCCAAAUUGAAGAUGACUAAUAAUCACAUAUACAACAACAAUGGCUAUGGAGUAAGCAUUCUUCAACCAACUGAACAGUUUUUCAUUGUAGCAGAACAAACUCUCAACAAAGGAGCUGCUUCAGGAGAUAAAAAAGAUGAUAAAAUGCUCUCCAAAGUGAUGCAAAACCUGAAUCUGGAAAUGAAUAAUAAUAAGAUAGAAGCAAAUUUAAAGGGGGAUAUCAGAAUAGUCACCAGUUAA
Urocitellus parryii (Arctic ground squirrel) is the source of this 1938-nucleotide messenger RNA. The record is from RefSeq and is a predicted model, not a curated record. Lineage: Eukaryota; Metazoa; Chordata; Mammalia; Rodentia; Sciuridae.